This is a messenger RNA of Vigna unguiculata (cowpea), 3560 nucleotides long. It is a transcript of the gene MYB3R-4, whose product is annotated as myb domain protein 3r-4. Gene Ontology annotation, cellular component: nucleus. Gene Ontology annotation, biological process: regulation of DNA-templated transcription. The record is from RefSeq and is a predicted model, not a curated record. Gene Ontology annotation, molecular function: DNA-binding transcription factor activity, RNA polymerase II-specific; RNA polymerase II cis-regulatory region sequence-specific DNA binding. NCBI's taxonomy places the organism in Eukaryota, Viridiplantae, Streptophyta, Magnoliopsida, Fabales, Fabaceae.
GUUUGAAUAUAGAGAAGGACCAUUUAAACUCUCUUUUCUCUUCUUCUUCUUCCAUUCUUCAAUUUUGGUGGUUGACGUGCAUUUGCAGAUCUUACUUCGCUUUCGCUCUCGUUUGGAUCUGCAAAUGCGCACCGUUUCGAUCACUUCCUCAGUAUUCUAUCCUAAUUGGAUUCUGAACCUCAUCGCGAACUAUGUUCAUAUGAUUUAUUAAUAGAGGGAGAGACUAUAAUGAUUUGGAGAAGCAAUUGGAGAGACAAUUGCAGUCCAGUGGGAGUCGGGGUAAGCUAUUUUAGUUAUCUAGCAACAAACUAUGGAAGGUGAGAGGACGAUCCCUGCUGUAGAUGGGGUGACAGAUGGCGUUCAGAAAAUUAGAGCUCUGCACGGGAGGACUACUGGCCCAACCAGGCGCUCUACAAAAGGACAAUGGACUCCUGAAGAGGACGAGACUUUGCGGAAGGCUGUCCAGCGUUUUAAAGGAAAGAACUGGAAAAAAAUAGCGGAGUGUUUCAAGGAUAGAACUGAUGUACAGUGCUUGCAUAGGUGGCAGAAAGUCUUAAAUCCAGAACUUGUCAAAGGGCCAUGGUCUAAAGAGGAGGAUGAAAUCAUUAUUGAUUUGGUGAAUCGAUAUGGGCCCAAGAAAUGGUCUACUAUCGCACAGAAGUUACCUGGACGCAUUGGUAAGCAAUGUCGAGAAAGGUGGCAUAAUCAUCUUAAUCCUACUAUAAAUAAGGAAGCAUGGACUCAGGAAGAGGAGUUGGCUCUCAUACGUGCGCAUCAGAUUUAUGGGAACAAAUGGGCAGAACUAGCGAAGUUAUUACCUGGAAGGACAGACAAUGCUAUAAAAAACCAUUGGAACAGUUCCGUAAAAAAGAAAUUGGAUUCUUACUUGGCAUCAGGCUUGCUUACUCAGUUACAAAAUGUACCACUUGCUGGAAAUCCGAAUCAACCUAUUGCUUCUGUCUCUUCGAGGUUGCAGCAGAGUGGAGAAGAUAAUGGUCCUAGGGGGACUGAAGGAGAGGAAGUUUCACAGUGUAGCCAGGAGUCAGCUAAUGCCGGUUACUUUUCAUCAGCCAGAGAGAUGAACAGUGUUGCUUUACUCACUGGAGAGGAAUACAGGCCAAAUGAUGAGCCUAGUCAAGCAUCCUGUUCAGAGCCAUAUUACGUGUCUCUCGACGAAGUAACUGCAUCACUUCCAGACAUGCCUGACCAAGAGAUUUGCACUUCUCAAUUCGUUGAACAGAAAUAUUCACACAACCCUGGAAAUUCCAAUAACGGGGAAGGCCAACUUGAUUUAAUUGACUUGACCAAUAUUUCCUCACUGGACUUUGGGCAGGAAUCAUCACAGUUCCAAAAUGAUUGCAUGAUGAAUGUUCCGUUUCAGACUUCGGGGGGGUUAGGUGUCGCAACAACCAUGCAACCGACAUCUAUGGACUCUGUUAAACCCGAACACAUGUUGAUGUCUGACGAUGAAUGUUGCAGAAUCCUAUUUUCAGAAGCAAUAAGCGAUGAAUGUUUUUCUUCUGAAGAUUAUAAUAAAGGUGUAAAUAUGGUUGAUUUAUUAGGAGGCCCCUCAUUUCUUUGUCAGUCAACAUUACAAUCUGUCCCCUCAGUUGUUUCUUCUUCUGGAGAUAGGUUGAUGUAUACGGCCGAAGCCAAUCAGUUGGUUGGGUCAGAGGAUCAGCAGUUUGUCUCCAGAACGCAGGAUAGCAUAAUUUAUGCCAGUGACUUGUCCAGUCCUCCUUGUAUUCGUAGGAUAGACAACACUGAAAUGCAAGAGCCAUCAGAUGUUGUCAAAGAUGAUUCGAAAUUGGUCCCUGUAAAUAGUUUUGGCUGUGGAUCAGACGCAAAGUCAACUUCAUAUCCAACGGACGAAAACUCAAAUGUGCAUACAGAACAGGACACAGGUGCUCUAUGUUAUGAACCUCCCCGCUUCCCAAGCUUGGACAUUCCUUUCUUAAGCUGUGAUCUUAUACAGACAGGGGGCGAUAUGCAGCAAGAAUUCAGUCCCCUUGGUAUCCGCCAAUUUAUGAUGUCUUCUAUGAACUGUCUAACUCCUUUUAGAUUAUGGGACUCGCCUUCUCGGGAUGAUAGCCCAGAUGCCUUGUUAAAAAGUGCGGCUAAAACCUUCACAAGUACACCAUCUAUAUUAAAGAAACGAAACCGAGAUCUCUUAUCUCCAUUGUCGGAUAAAAGAAUUGACAAGAAACUUGAGAUUGAAAUGACAUCAACCUUGAUAAAAAACUUUUCCCGAUUGGAUGUCAUGUUUGAUGACAAUGAGACUCAGGGAGCAGAUUUGAUUCCUCAAUCUUCAAUGCCAAAAAGGGACUCUGGUACCUCUGUUGAAGAUGAUAAAGAGAAUUGUGGACAAGCUGUUAAAGUGGAACUAGUAGGGGGAAAAAAUAAGCAUGCUAUUUUGGACGACAAAAUAUCUGAAAAAGAUUCAGGUGAUGGUAAUUCUCAGGAAAAAAUUAAGCAGCAACCUGUUGCUGUUGGUUCUGCGAUCGAUAAUGACGGUAGCGCUGCCGCGGAGAUUGUCCAACAACCGUCAGGAGUUUUGGUUGAACAUGAUGUGAAUGACCUAUUAAUGUAUUCACCAGAUCAAGUAAAAGUUCUUAGUUUAAGUGCGAGAACUAAAAAAAAUCCAUGCUCAAGGAUUAAUUCACCAUCUGUUUGGUUAAAGGAGCAUGAAAGACUUUCAGUUGCCGUUACUUGUAUACAUUCUGUCAGUUCAUCAGGCCCGGGGGAGAAUUCGGGUGAUCACACUGGAAAUGAUGGUGGUUUGGAAACAUGUAGCAUAUUUGGUGGAACACCAUUUAGGAAAAGCAUCGAGUCGCCUUCAGCAUGGAAAUCUCCUUGGUUCAUCAACACUUUUUUGUCCAGCCCCAGGAUUGAUACUGAAAUUACCAUUGAGGAUUUUGGGUACUUUAUGAGCCCUGGUGACAGAAGCUAUGAUGCAAUCGGGUUGAUGAAACAGAUUAAUGAACAAACUGCUGCUCAGUAUGCCAGUGCUCAUGAGAUCUUAGGAAAUGAAACUCCUAAGGCGUUACCUAAAGGUAAGUCCAGAAACGAUGAGGAUGAAGACCGGGAAGAUAUCGAUCCUAAUAAUCAGCGUGGGGACUGUUCUCAGUCGGCUUCAAGUUCCUUGGUGGAACGACGUGUGCUUGACUUUAGUGAAUGUGGAACUCCGGUCAAAGGUGAUAGCAGCAAAUCCUCAGCUAUGAGCUUCUCAAGCCCAACUUCGUAUUUGUUGAAGGGCUGUAGAUAAGUUGGUCGUGAACUCAAAUGCCAAAGCCUCCUGUUCUUGUACCUUCAUCUUCAAGUAUAAUUUACAUAUAGUUUACUAUUUUUGAAAUAUUAAUUUUUUUAUCCUGUUUAUAGUGACAAGACUUGAAUGCGUAAUUGUAAGAAAAAAAAAAUCUAUUUCGGUCUGUGACGGAUCAUGAUUCUUAGUUUGUCACAUCUAUAUAGUAGGCAAAUACACAUUGAUGGAUGUAGACUUCUCUUCUGCAAAAAUAGCUACAAAUUUCUCACAUUUCAUAACAUUCUUAGUUUAUCCUCUA